AUGCUUCAGAGGCUGCCCGCUGAUUUUCAUGUCACUCUCCUUGGAAAGAAGGUCACUCCAUCUCCUUCAGCUCGGGACCUUGGCCUGCAGGUGGACAGCACUCUAAGCUAUGAUGAACAUGCCACCCAAACAGUGUCCUCGUGCAUAGGUAGCCUAUGUCAGAUUAAUAGGGUAAAGCAUCUGUUUGAUGCUAGGACAUUAGAACGGGUUAUAAAUGCCUUAGUGUUUAGCAAGUUAUACUACUGUUCUCCGGUGUGGUCUAAUACUUCAAAGAAAAAUAUCUCGAAGCUGCAGAAAGUUCAGAAUUUUGCUUGUAGAAUUAUCACUGGAAAGCGGAUCAUAUAACACGGAUCAUAUAACACCGGCAUUAAGAGAGCUAAGGUGGCUCCCCGUGACCAGUUUUCUUAAAUAUACACUUGGAGUUUUAGCAUUUAAAUGUGUUAAGAAGUUAGCCCCUAGCUACCUUUGUCAUAGAUUUAAGACACGUGAUUGCGUUCAUGACCGUAAUACUAGAUAUAAGAAUAACUUGAAUAUCCCAGCUUAUAAGUCAGCUUCUGGGCAACGCAUAUUUUUAUACCGUGCAACGAGUUUCUGGAAUUCUCUUCCAUGUGAAAUAAGAGGAUGUGAUAAUUUGCCAAUCUUCAAGAGACAUUUAAAGGAAUUUCUCAGUAGUUUUUAA
Messenger RNA from Porites lobata, 679 nucleotides. Lineage: Eukaryota; Metazoa; Cnidaria; Anthozoa; Scleractinia; Poritidae. The record is from the annotation of a GenBank genome assembly.